Molecule: messenger RNA, 1266 nt
Organism: Aaosphaeria arxii CBS 175.79
Lineage: Eukaryota; Fungi; Ascomycota; Dothideomycetes; Pleosporales
Product: calcium-dependent phosphotriesterase
Exons: 2
Coding region: 1-1266 (421 amino acids)
Source: RefSeq, a predicted model, not a curated record
AUGAAAAUUCACUUUCGACCCGCUAUUGUCGUAGUCUCGCUACUCACCUGUUCAUGUAGCUCGGUUGCCGUGCCCAGAGGGGUCAUUUCAGAGUUGAAGGUCGGGCCUUCAAUCGUCGAGGUCUCGCCGAGUUUCCGGAACGUGUUUCCAGUGAAGAACUUCAAUCGCAAUGUUACUACUACGUGGUGGGAGACCGAGUCUCUCGAUGAAAGCGAAUCAACUGCUGCAAAAACUCUUCAAUCUCUCCGCGACGCCAACUUCAUCGUUUUUGACCAAGGUUUCUAUGAGGUUCUUGGGGUUGAUGAUUUCCAAAGCAACAAAUCAGUAGAGACUAUCUUUGAGUUCCCACCCGGCCCUUCUUUCGCCAAUCGCCUCGUGCAUGAUGGAACUGUCUAUUCUCUUGAAUGCAACUGCAUCUUCUUUGCUGAGCUCCAUCCCCCCAAGGAGGGUUUCUCGACCGAUGCAAUGCCCUGGGUGUGGCGAGUAAACCUUAACGAAAGCACACCUGUCGUCGAAAAAGUAUACCCGCAACCUCAACUUACAGUGGGAAACGGGGCGUUUUAUCAUGAUGGGAGUAUCUACUGGGCACAGGAAGGCAACUACACCAACCCUGGCGGCAUCGUGCGCAUGGAUCCACUCACGCUUGAGACGGAGGUCGUGCUUAACAACUUCCUCGGUCAUCGAUUCAAUUCCCCGAACGAUGUCGUUCUCACUUCUGACGGUAUUGCAUUCUUCACUGACGGGUACUAUGGCUUCGACAACUUCAACGAUACUCUCAAGCCAGAGCUUGCAAAUGGCGUAUGGCGCUGGGACAUCAACACUGGCGAUGUGCGUCAGGUCGCGGGCGCCGGAACGGGUAUCUGGCUUAAUCCCAACGGUGUUGCUCUUUCUCCGGGCGAGGAUAGAUUGUACGUCACAGCUCGCGGCGAGACUUCAGCUGAUGCUGCUGGUCAAAGAACCAUUUAUCAGUUCAACAUUCAGCCGGAAGGAUCGAACAGCCCUCCGCUACAGCUAGCGGGAAUCUUUGCGUACGCAGAUGCGGGAUUCCCCGAUGGCAUCAAGGUUGAUGCUGAGGGAAGAGUGUAUGGAGGCGUUACGGGCGGUGUCGAUGUAUUUAGUCCUGGUGGCCAGCUGAUUGGCAAGAUCAACGUCGCGCGGGGGGAUGUUGCUGUCAAUAUGCAGUUUGUGGACGACUGGCUGUACAUUGCCGGACGAACCUACUUGUAUAGAGUACAGCUAGGAACAACUGGGGUACGAAAGUACUGA